Oppiella nova is the source of this 2776-nucleotide messenger RNA. Lineage: Eukaryota; Metazoa; Arthropoda; Arachnida; Sarcoptiformes; Oppiidae. The record is from the annotation of a GenBank genome assembly.
AAUUGAAUGACUCACUGAUCGCAGCAAUAAUUAAAUUGACAAACAUUUAGUCCAUAAGAAGAUGUCAUUCAUGAAAAUCGAUAUCAAUUGGUCACCCUUUCCGGACAGAUUCAUAACAUUUGGAAACGACUUAAAACUGUUUCAAUGCGAGACUUUCGCUAAGGAGGUGCACAAGAGUUUCGCAGGCACUCAACUGUCGGACACGACGUCGGCCACCAUAAUCGCCACCAAUAGUGACGUGCAGUUUGUCAAAUGCAUUGCAAUCAAUCCGAAGACAAUUCACUUAGAAAACGAUGUGUUGGUGGCGACGGGACAGACGUCUGGCAAAGUACUGCUCACGUGUUUCCGGUAUAAUCCGGACAACUACGGAGUGGUGGGCCGAGAGUUUGUGCCCAAACACCCGCGACAAUGCAAUUGUCUUGACUGGAGUGAAACGGAUCCCAAUAUGUUGAGCGCCGGCUUUGAUAAGUUUCGUAACGAUUUCGCGACAUAUGUUUGGGACGUCCAAAGGCAGGCCAACCCAAUGACAGACAGCACUCAAAACUAUUACCAAAAGCCGUUGUAUGAGUUGGCGUUCGGAGAGUGGACUCAUUCACUGAAAUGGCUGUCAUAUCAGAAGCAACUGAUUGUCUGCGGAAUGAAUACCAAACACCUGAAGAUAUUUGAUUUGAGAGAUUCCGGUAAACCAAAGGCAACGCUCACUAAAGGUGUUUACGGACUGGCGUUGGAUCCCUACUAUGAGAAUAGAUUUGCGUCUUUUUUUGAAAACAAUAUAUUCGUGUGGGAUAUCCGUAACAUAGAUAAGCCGGUGACCACUAUAGGCCCGGAGCCCAGGAAUAUAGUGAAGAUCGAGUGGUGUCCCACCAGAUCUAAUAUGUUGGCCUCACUUAUCCGCGACGGCUCCGGUAUUAAACUUUAUGAUAUUAAAGAUUACGUGAACGCAAACAACGAUUUAGAGCCGGCCAUCAUUGACAGGAUUGUCAAUCCAUACGAAUUGUCGAAUAAAUGCAAAUUAUCCUCAUUUUCAUGGCAUCCGUCACACGAGUCACGAAUGAUUGUCGUCACGCCAUCCGGUUCUUUGCGUGACUUUACAGUCGUUGAGAGAAUGACUUUGAAUUGGUCACCGGUUUCCGAGAUAAUCUGGACCCACGGCAAGAAAAUUCUGCAGUGCAUUGAUUCCAGAGAUAGUGUCUAUGAAUCUAUUGAUGACAUAUCAGUGCUAAUGAGAAAUCUUGCGCUAAAUGGUUACGGCCUUAAUAAUGACAAAUUAUGGCAAAUAUUUGGACCGGACUCGCAGUUCUGUAAGGAUGAUCUCUAUAAUGUGUGGAAAUGGAUUGAAUCUCGCAUUAUAUCCGAGGACAAGAACACAUCGCUGGCCACUAAGAACAGCGCCAUCACUAACGAGGAGGAGUUGUUCAGUUCACACGAUCCGCAGCGCUUGUAUGGCGUGCGGUCUGUUCUCAUGCAGACUAACAUAUCUCAGACCAGACUUAGGGAACAGAGCGAAGUUGUCUUGGUUUCCAAUGAUAAUAACUCUACCGAUAAGAAUCUCUCGAAUACCAUAAUUAAGAAGUAUUAUAAGAGUAGCGAUCGAAAGAGAGCUCUAAUGCAUUGCGGAUGGGAUUCUAACUUUGAAUCCGUGCUCCAGAACUCGCGUUUAGUGGAGACUUUGGAAGCGAGCGGACAGUACACCCGAUCGGCAGCCGUACUGAUCUUCGGCGGCGGAAAGAUUAAGAAAGCGAUUAAUACGCUGAAAGUGGGCGCAGAAGUGCUUAAAGAGAACUCGUUUAAUGCCAUAGCUUUAGCUCUUUCGGGUUAUACGAAGGAUAGGAAUUCCUUAUGGCGUGAGAUGUGUCAGAGCAUUCAGAUUCAACUCUCCGACCAUUAUCUCAGAGCAAUCUUUACAUUUCUGACCACCGAUUCAGAGACUUUUUCAGAAAUUCUGUAUGACUCAAAACUGGAUAUCGCCGACAGAAUAGCAUUUGCCUGUAUAUACCUCUCAGACUCAUUGUUGUGCGAUUACUUAAACUAUUUGCACCAAACGAUGACUGAAAGCGGAAACUUAAGGGGAAUACUGUUGACGGGAGUCACUAACGAAGGACUCGACUUAUUUGCCCGAUAUAUCGAGCGCACGAGUGAUGUGCAGACAAUUAGUCUAAUUCUGCUGAAAGCGCUUCCGAGUCCUAUCUGUCAGACGCCGAGAGCCAAGUGGUGGACCGAGAGUUACCGCCAACUACUGGACUGUUGGCGCCUCUGGAACAUUAGGGCACAGUUUGACAUCGAGUGGUAUAAAGCGUUGUAUCACUUGAAGGAACCAAAGCAACACAUAUUUGUUUCGUGCAAUUACUGCGGACUUCCCAUCAGUUCAUACAUAAGUCGCGCCAAAUCGGUGAAAGCCCAGGAGACAUACCAACACCAACUGUCACACCAUCAGCACAACCGAAGCAUUUCCACGCCAUCCACUAACAAGAACGCCCGCAUCCAGAGCUGCCCCACGUGUCGCAAACCAUUGCCCCGGUGUGCGCUCUGUCUCACGCAUUUGGGCACACCUGGCGGUCAGUAUUGGCGGCCAGGGAUUACGUUCAAUAAAAGUGAGAGAAAAUUAAGUCAAUUUAACUCGUGGUUCACGUGGUGUCAGACGUGCCGGCACGGGGGACACGCCUCGCAUAUAAUCCAGUGGUUCAAUGAGCACGUGAACUGUCCGGUGGCCGGUUGUGAGUGUAAGUGCAUGUCAUUAGACGCCAAUUCCAAACUUUCCUCUAAUAUAAGUGUCUAG